CUGAUUUUCAGGGCUGCGUUUCUCGAAUUGGGGAGUGAAAAGUUUUGAUUUUUUUUUUUUAACUUUGAUCGCGAUGAUUUCUUCUGGGCUCAACUUGGUGAUGACUGUGAUUGGGUUUGCGGUGAGCACCAUGUUCAUUGUGUUCGUGUGCACGAGGCUUGUCUGUGCUCGAAUCCACUUGAAUGCUUCAAGGAGAUCCUUUCCCAUUGCUUCCAGAUCCAAUCUUAGCAUGAUGGAACGGGGUUGGCAUGGUCUUGAACGCACAGCUGUAGCUAAAUUUCCAACAAAGAAGUUCAGUGACAAGUUCUUUUCGGCUGAAGAAAAUUCUCAGUGUACAGUCUGCCUCUCGGAGUACCAAGGUGAAGAUAUUCUGCGUAUCCUUCCCUACUGUGGACACUCAUUCCAUGUGACCUGCAUAGACUUAUGGCUGCAGCAGAAUUCCACUUGUCCAGUUUGUCGAAUAUCAUUGCGGGAAUUUACUGAGAGAAAGCGGUUAAUGCAACCCUUAUUCAGCUCUGCUUUACGACCUCAUCGCAGCGCAGAAUCCAUUGAGAACCCCCAUUAUCUCUGUAUGAUGGGUGAUAAUGGGUUACCAUUGAGAACCCCAGACAACCAUGGGGCUAAUGUGAUGCAAGAGGACAGUUUUCCAUCCGAGGGUGGUGGAGCAGAUGCUACAGAUAGCAUCACCUGUCUUAUUCCGGACGAUCUUGUUAAAGAUGAAGAGAAGAAGCAUAUAGAGAGCCCGUCAAACUUCUAGAGACCGGUUCAUGUAAAUCCACUUUUUGAUGCGGUACUCUGAAAUCACAAAUUGAGCAAAGGUCAUCUUCCGAAUAUGGGUCAAACUCCAUUGCAUGCUGAAGGAUGGUUGACUGCUUUGCUCUUAGUGUAUAUGUAGCCAUGAGUUUUGUUUUCCCUCACUGGGUUUACAUUUUUACUUUCUCCUCUCUUUGUUCUGUUCUUUAGCUUCAACACUAGCUAGUGUUUGAGAUUUAUUCUUCCUCUCCUCUCUCUCUUUCUCUCUAUCCUUGUGUGUGCAUGUGCGCACGCAUGUAUGUUGUAAUUAGUUGUAAGACCAUAAAUUGCUCAAGAUAAAUUGGAGCUAUAUCUCUGUGUCUUUGCCUCUUCUGGCCAUUGAUGUAUGUUGUUGUUUUGGGAACACACAGUUAUUCUAGCUAGGUUCUAGCUA
This is a messenger RNA of Arachis duranensis, 1186 nucleotides long. RefSeq names its product RING-H2 finger protein ATL8. The record is from RefSeq and is a predicted model, not a curated record. Lineage: Eukaryota; Viridiplantae; Streptophyta; Magnoliopsida; Fabales; Fabaceae.